Messenger RNA from Saccoglossus kowalevskii, 1306 nucleotides. RefSeq names its product neuferricin-like. The record is from RefSeq and is a predicted model, not a curated record. Gene Ontology annotation, cellular component: membrane; endomembrane system. Lineage: Eukaryota; Metazoa; Hemichordata; Enteropneusta; Harrimaniidae.
UAACGAACCCGGUUCAUCAAAACACAAUGGCUCACAAGAUCUUGGUAUUUUCCCUAUUGAUCGCCACAGCUGCUAUUAUCGGCGGUGUAUACUUUUCGAAAAACCCCGCGGCUUACGAAACAUGCUUGGUAACCGCCAGGGACAUUCUAAAAAAGACUUUCGGUUUCGCGAUUAAUGGAGUAGACACUGUAAAGAUAAUGACAUAUGACGAGUUGAAACGCUACGAUGGUUCACCUGACGGCGAUGGUUUAUAUCUAGCAGUAUAUGGGAAAAUAUAUGACGUAUCUAAAGGUGCCAAACACUAUGGACCAGGAGGUGGUUAUGAAUUUUUUUCAGGAAAAGAUGCUUCUAGGGCCUAUGUGACUGGUGAAUUCAAUGAAAAGGGUUUGAUUGAUGACCUGACUGGUUUCACACCACAGCAAGCAAUGGAAGUGAAAAAGUGGGUUGAAUUUUAUGAAAACACGUAUACGUUUGUAGGUAAACUGAACGGUCGAUACUAUGAUGAGAAUGGAAAUCCAACUCCUGAACAUGCCAAAGUGGAAGAUAUGAUAGCAGAAGGGAUUAAACUGAAAGAAGUUGAUAAAGCGGAAAAGGAGAAAUUUCCCACCUGCAAUUCUGAAUGGAGACAGAAUGAGGGAGGGAAAGUAUGGUGUUCAACUAAAAGUGGUGGCAUUGCAAGAGAUUGGGUUGGUGUUCCGAGAAAGUUCUUUAAACCUGGCUCCACCCAAUCCCGCUGUGCUUGUAUAAGAACAACAGGUCCACCAUCAGACCAACCAGAUGCUAAAGACCAUGCAAACAGAGGAGAUUUAGAUAACCCCAAUAUCCGAGAAUAUGAAGAUUGCGAACCAACCUCUGUAUCAUGUGCAUUGCUUCUAUGAUCUUAGUUUUAUCUAGUCAUUCAAGUACAUCCUUACAAUGUUUCUAUGCAUCAAUGAGAUGUUUUUAGAUAAAAUUAUCACACGAAAAGACUUCCACAAAACACAAUUUGUGGGCUAUACUAUACUAUAUAAGUAUACUAUACUGUGCAUAGUGUAGAUUUAACCCUAUCACUAGUAUAGUAUCAAUAUCCUUCUGCUCCUGCAAAGUAGUCCUGUUUGAUUUCUAUUUAUUUGUGUCUAACAAACCUAAAUUAUGUCUGUCUGAAAAUUGAAGUAGAUUAUAAAAAUAAAACCAUAUUUAACACAAGUCACAUUAGAUAAUUAUCCGAUCACUGCGAGAUCCUGCGUUAUGUGUGAAAUCUAAUGUCAAAACAGGACAAACAAAGGUAGAUAUUUCCACGCAUAAUAAUGUGCUGUACACAUUUGAA